CCUCUCCAGCCUGCAGCCUGUCUCUCUCUCGCCCUCCGUCUCUCCCUCUCGGCCUGUCUGUCCUCCAACAUGGCCUCCUACAGCUCCUCUGGCCACACCGCCUCCUCCUACCGCCGCACCUUUGGCCAUGGCGGCUACGCCUCCCCCUCCCUCAACCGCGCUCUGUUUGGCCAGUCGGGCUCUGGCGGCGGGCGCGUCACCUCCAGGGUGUAUGAGGUGACCCGCAGCAGCUCGGCGCCCGCCUACUCCUCCUCCUCCUCCGCUUACCGGGCCUCCUCCUUCGGGAAGCCCUUCGUGGCGACCCGGGGCGCGCGCUCCUACGCCGGCAUGGGCGAGACGCUGGACUUCAGCCUGGCCGACGCCCUGAACCAGGAGUUCCUGACGACGCGCACCAACGAGAAGGCGGAGCUGCAGCACCUGAACGACCGCUUCGCCAGCUACAUCGAGAAGGUGCGCUUCCUGGAGCAGCAGAACCAGGCGCUGACCGUGGAGAUCGAGCGGCUGCGCGGCCGCGAGCCCACGCGCAUCGCCGACCUGUACGAGGAGGAGAUGAGCGAGCUGCGGCGGCAGGUGGAGAUCCUGACCAAUCAGAGGUCGCGCGUGGAGGUGGAGAGGGACAACCUGGCCGACGACGUGGACAAGCUCAAACUCAGGCUACAAGAGGAGAUUCUCCAGAAAGAGGAAGCAGAGAACAACCUGGCUGCUUUCAGAGCGGAUGUGGACGCUGCCACGCUGGCCCGUCUGGACUUGGAGAGACGCAUCGAGACCCUGCAGGAGGAGAUCGCCUUCCUCAAGAAGAUCCAUGAAGAGGAGAUCCGUGAGCUGCAGGCUCAGAUGCAGGAGACUCAGGUUCAGAUCCAGAUGGAUAUGUCCAAGCCGGACCUGACGGCGGCGCUGCGUGACAUCAGAGCUCAGUACGAGGGCAUCGCCGCCAAGAACAUCGCAGAAGCCGAGGAGUGGUACAAGUCCAAGGUGUCUGACCUGAACCAGGCGGUGAGUAAGAACAAUGAGGCUCUGAAGCAGGCCAGGCAGGAGACCAUGGAGUUCAGACACCAGAUCCAGUCCUACACCUGUGAGAUCGACUCCCUCAAAGGCACUAAUGAGUCCCUGAUGAGGCAGAUGCGGGACAUGGAGGAUCGUCAUGGACUCGAGGCUGGCAACUUCCAGGAGACCAUCUCCAGGCUGGAGGCCGAGAUCGCCAACAUGAAGGACGAGAUGGCGCGCCACCUCCGCGAGUACCAGGACCUGCUCAACGUCAAGAUGGCGCUGGAUGUGGAGAUCGCCACCUACAGGAAGCUGCUGGAAGGGGAGGAGAGCAGGAUUGCUUUGCCCAUGCAGACUUACUCCACCUUGAGCUUCCGAGAGACGAGCCCCGAGCAACAGCAGCGCUCCUCUGAGAUGCAUUCAAAGAAAACCGUCCUCAUCAAGACCAUCGAGACCCGUGAUGGAGAGGUUGUCAGCGAGUCCACACAGCACCAGCAAGACAUCAUGUAACAAUCUGCAGAGAGAGAAGAAAAACACGUCCUUCCUUCCCCAAGAAGGGCAGAGGGAGGAAAAAUGAAAUAAAGAUGCACAAAUAAACCAAAGCAAAAAAAAAAGACUUUACAAACUCACCGUUACGGCCUGUACUGUUUUUGCUGCGAGGAUGUACUCUCUUGUUUGAAACUUUUACGUUACAACACAUCAAAUGGAACCGGCUGACUUGUACGUGAAGGCGGGUGGGUGCGGGAAAAGGUGUUAAACAAGCUUGUCAGGGUUUAUUUAUCUGUGUGUUUCAGUAGAGCACAUAUAGCUAUAGGGGCUGCACGGGAAAGCGCAAAAAAAAAACAUUGAAAUCACAUUUAUUAUUGCUGCUUUCAAAUUCCAAGGGGCUGUAAUAAAGGAGAAGUGUUUCAGACAGCCUCCUAAAAUAAGAUAUUCUGGUGCUGCAUGCAAUUCCUGGGCUGCAAUUUAAGAUAAAUGUCAGGCAAAUUGUCCUAUUUCAUUUCUACUGAGCAAAUCCUCGGCAUUACCAGCUCAUUUUCUCACCAAGCUGAUAACUUUAUGACCAUUUCUUCAUUCCGCAGGAGAAAAUAGCAUCCACCGGUGCCGGAGUCCUCAUCGCAACGGCAGUAUGGACCAAAAUAAUAAUAUUACCGCUAUGGUUUUUCUUGCAGCACCAACAUAUGCAGUCGUUUUCACGCUGCUGUUCAAGGUCAGGCUUGCCGCUCUGGCCAGUCAGGAGCAAAAUGAGCACAAGGUGUGUGUGCGCUUCUCAAGCAAGGGACACGAAAGGACAGAUAAGAGGGAAAAGGAUGAUGGAGGAGGAGAUUAAAAGUGUGUGGAGAUAAAGCAAAAGAUAGGAGGCGGGAGGGGAGGGGAGGCGAGCGAGGUGCAGGACUGUGGAGGGAGAGGAAGCUGUUAUCGGGAACGGUAAUCCCUUGUGACUUUCAAAAUAAUUCACAAAAUAAAACUCCAAUGCAGUGGAUUGCACAUUAGAAUCGACUGAGUGAUCGAUUGACGUGGUGAGUGUGUGUGUGUGCAGGUCCUCGUGUUAAAAGACAACUCACACAACAUUGCGGUGUCACAUUUAUCAUAUACAGGCCCAAUAUGAACACAUGCUUUAAUAAUCAGAAUAGUAAUCAUAGUCAUAAUCCAAUAAAAAAAAAAAAAAAAAAAAAAAAAAAAGUAUGGUGUUACUGGCCUACAUUUACGAGAUUGCACUCUCCUUUACAGAAUGGCUCUAGAAAUAAAUAAGUGAAUCAGCAAAUAAAUACAUCCCACUGGAAAAAGGACACGUUUCACUUAAAUUAGAUAAAACUUGCUAAUAAAUGUAUAAGAAAACAAAUAAAAACAGUUUAAAUAAAACAGUAAAAUGGUCCCAAAAAAAAAAAACAGUCAGUAAGUGCCGUGUUUUAUGUACAAAUGGAAGGUCCACAGAAAUGCACGAAGAGGACGUUUCAUCCUUUCAUAGGAAGUGGAAACGAGUACAGAGCGGGAGGGAAGGGGGGUGAGAUCCAAAAAGUCAUGCAUUUCAGUUCCCAGCGGACAAUUACAACGCACGGCGCGUCGGUGAAACGCGUCCCCCUUCGCUUUGCAUGUCCUUCGAGGUAAAGACAAUGACCGCACGUGGUUGUAUGGUACACUUCUGACAGAAAUGUUAUGGUACCACUAAAAAAAAAAAAAAAAAACCAACAACAAAACAAAACAAAAAGAAAGAAAGAAAGAAAA
This is a messenger RNA of Myripristis murdjan (pinecone soldierfish), 3210 nucleotides long. RefSeq names its product desmin b (gene desmb). The record is from RefSeq and is a predicted model, not a curated record. The transcript is spliced from 9 exons. The coding region runs from base 70 to 1494 and encodes 474 amino acids. Gene Ontology annotation, biological process: skeletal muscle organ development; intermediate filament organization. Gene Ontology annotation, molecular function: structural constituent of cytoskeleton. NCBI's taxonomy places the organism in Eukaryota, Metazoa, Chordata, Actinopteri, Holocentriformes, Holocentridae. Gene Ontology annotation, cellular component: intermediate filament; cytoplasm; Z disc.